AUGUCCAAUAAACCUCCAGCUAAAGCGGGUUACUGGUACUUCGGUGGCCUAGCGAGUGCUAUGGCUGCUGCUGUCACGCAUCCCUUGGAUUUGUUAAAAGUUCAUCUCCAAACUCAACAAACAAAAGAGUUUGGCAUGAUCAGAAUGGGAGUGAGGGUCUUUAAGAGUGAUGGUAUUCUGGGGCUUUAUAACGGUCUCAGCGCCUCCCUUCUCCGACAACUCACGUACUCAAUGACACGUUUUGGCGUCUACGAGUCCUACAAGAACUCCGUUGGAAGAAAGAUGACUUUUGCUGAGAGCGGUGGUGUCGCCAUGUUCGCUGGCUUCGUCGGUGGUAUAGUGGGUAAUCCCGGUGAUAUGGUGAAUGUCAGGAUGCAGAAUGAUGUGAAGGUUCCUCCGGCUCAGCGUAGAAAUUACAAACAUGCCAUCGAUGGGCUCUUCCGUGUAGCUCGUGAGGAAGGUAUUGGCGCUCUGUUCAACGGCGUUUCCAUGACUGCAACUCGAGCCACGUUUAUGACAUUCGGACAGUUGGCUUUCUACGAUACCUUCAAAAUGAUGCUUCUAGCCACCGGUUUCUUCCAUGAUAAUCCUGUCACUCAUUUUUCUGCUUCUAUCGGCGCAGCUGGUGUCGCUACCUGCAUGACUCAACCAUUUGAUGUCAUGAAGACGCGAUUGAUGAACGCCCCACCCGGCAAAUAUUCGGGUCUGGCUGCUUGCGGUCUUGACGUGUUGCGCACAGGCCCACUAGGUUUUUUCAAGGGUCUUGUUCCUGCUUUCAUUCGUCUUGGUCCGCAGACGGUCCUCACCUUUAUAUUUUUGGAACAGUUGAAGGCUAACUUCGGCUACAUCCCUACCGACAUUGCAAAGCCGAAGGCGUAG
Messenger RNA from Hydatigera taeniaeformis, 879 nucleotides. The record is from the annotation of a GenBank genome assembly. NCBI's taxonomy places the organism in Eukaryota, Metazoa, Platyhelminthes, Cestoda, Cyclophyllidea, Taeniidae.